Molecule: messenger RNA, 6110 nt
Organism: Lemur catta (Ring-tailed lemur)
Lineage: Eukaryota; Metazoa; Chordata; Mammalia; Primates; Lemuridae
Gene: MAML3
Product: mastermind like transcriptional coactivator 3
Exons: 5
Coding region: 201-3599 (1132 amino acids)
Biological process (GO): positive regulation of transcription of Notch receptor target; Notch signaling pathway
Cellular component (GO): nuclear speck; nucleoplasm
Molecular function (GO): transcription coactivator activity
Source: RefSeq, a predicted model, not a curated record
CAGUUUAAAAAAAGGAAACAAAAAAACCACCCCAAAAUCUCCCCCUUUUUUUCGCCCCGUCGGGAUCGCCGUUUCCAUCCAUGUGCUUGCGUCUCCCCCGCGUUCCACUUAAACUAUUUUAAUCCUUGGACCCAAGGAGGAGGCUGAUAGGGGGGGUGGAUAAAAAAAGUUCUUCCAAAAUAGUGUGCCCGGGGAGCAGGAUGGGGGAUUUCGCAGCCCCCGCUGCUGCCGCAAAUGGCAGUAGUAUUUGCAUCAACAGUAGCCUGAACAGCAGCCUCGGCGGGGCCGGGAUCGGUGUGAAUAAUACUCCCAAUAGUACUCCCGCUGCUCCGAGUAGCAAUCACCCCGCUGCCGGUGGCUGCGGCGGCGGCAGCGGCUCCGGGGGCCCAGGUGGCGGAUCGGCGGCCGUCCCUAAGCACAGCACCGUGGUCGAGCGGCUCCGCCAGCGCAUCGAGGGCUGCCGGCGGCACCACGUCAACUGCGAGAACAGGUACCAGCAAGCUCAGGUGGAGCAGCUGGAGCUGGAGCGCCGGGACACCGUGAGCCUUUACCAGCGGACCCUGGAGCAGAGGGCCAAGAAAUCGGGCGCCGGCACCGGCAAGCAGCAGCACCCGAGCAAACCCCAGCAAGAUGCGGAGGCUGCCUCGGCGGAGCAGAGGAACCACACGCUGAUCAUGCUCCAAGAGACUGUGAAAAGGAAGUUGGAAGGAGCCCGAUCACCACUUAAUGGAGACCAGCAGAAUGGUGCUUGCGAUGGGAAUUUUUCUCCAACUAGCAAGCGAAUUCGGAAGGACAUUCCCACGGGGAUGGAAGCCAUCAACAAUUUGCCCAACAGCCUGCCACUGCCUUCGGCUUCUCCUCUUCACCAACUUGACCUGAAGCCUUCUUUGCCCUUGCAGAAUAGUGGAACUCACACUCCUGGGCUUCUAGAAGAUCUCAGUAAGAACGGGAGGCUCCCUGAGAUUAAACUUCCUGUCAACGGUUGCAGUGACUUGGAGGACAGCUUCACCAUCCUGCAGAGCAAGGACCUCAAACAAGAACCUUUAGAUGACCCUACUUGCAUCGACACAUCAGAAACAUCUCUUUCAAAUCAGAACAAGCUGUUCUCAGACAUCAAUCUGAAUGAUCAGGAGUGGCAAGAAUUAAUAGAUGAACUGGCCAACACGGUUCCUGAAGAUGACAUACAGGACCUGUUCAAUGAAGACUUUGAAGAGAAGAAGGACCCGGAAUUCUCACAGCCAGCAACUGAGACCCCUCUCUCCCAGGAGAGCACGAGCGUGAAGAGUGACCCCUCUCACUCCCCAUUUGCGCAUGUCCCCAUGGGCUCUCCCCAGGCGAGGCCUUCUUCUUCUGGUCCUCCCUUUUCUACCGUCUCCACGGCCACUAGUUUACCUUCGAUUGCCAGCACUCCCGCAGCUCCGAACCCCGCCAGCUCACCAGCAAACUGUGCUGUCCAGUCCCCCCAGACUCCAAACCAAGCCCACACUCCGGGCCAGGCUCCACCUCGGCCUGGCAACAGUUAUCUCCUUAAUCCAGCAGCAGUGCCAGUGGCCGGCUCAGGGUCGGGCCCUGUGGCUGUGCCCAGCUCUGACAUGUCCCCGGCGGAGCAGCUCAAACAGAUGGCUGCACAGCAACAGCAAAGGGCCAAGCUCAUGCAACAGAAGCAGCAGCAGCAGCAGCAGCAGCAGCAACAACAACAGCAGCAGCCACAGCAACACUCAAAUCAGACUUCCAGUUGGUCUCCCUUGGGGCCCCCGUCUAGUCCAUACGGAGCAGCUUUUACUGCAGAAAAACCAAAUAGCCCAAUGAUGUACCCCCAAGCCUUUAACAACCAAAACCCUAUAGUGCCUCCCAUGGCAAACAACCUUCAGAAGACGACAAUGAAUAACUACCUCCCUCAGAAUCACAUGAAUAUGAUCAAUCAGCAGCCAAAUAACUUGGGUACAAACUCCUUAAACAAACAGCACAAUAUUCUUACUUAUGGCAACACUAAACCUCUGACCCAUUUCAAUGCAGACUUGAGUCAGAGAAUGACGCCCCCCAUGACCAACCCCAACAAAAACCCCCUGAUGCCAUACAUCCAGCAGCCGCAGCCGCAGCCGCCGCAGCAGCAGCAGCAGCAGCAGCAGCAGCAGCAGCCGCCACCGCAGCUCCAGCCUCCCCGGGCGCACCUGAGCGAGGACCAGAAACGCAUGCUUCUCAUGAAGCAGAAAGGCGUGAUGAAUCAGCCCAUGGCUUACGCCGCACUUCCGUCCCACGGGCAGGAGCAGCACCCAGUCGGGAUUCCCCGGACCACAGGCCCCAUGCAGUCUUCUGUGCCACCAGGCUCGGGUGGCAUGGUCUCCGGAGCCAGUCCCUCGGGCCCGGGCUUCCUGGGCAGCCAGCCCCAGGCCGCCAUCAUGAAACAGAUGCUCAUGGAUCAGCGGGCCCAGUUGAUGGAGCAGCAGAAGCAACAGUUCCUGCGGGAGCAAAGGCAGCAACAGCAGCAACAGCAGCAGAUUCUGGCCGAACAGCAGUUGCAGCAAUCACAUUUGCCCCGGCAGCACCUCCAGCAGCAGCGGAAUCCGUACCCAGUGCAGCAGGUCAAUCAGUUUCAAGGCUCUCCCCAGGACAUAGCAGCUGUGAGAAGCCAAGCAGCCCUCCAGAGCAUGCGCACGUCACGGUUGAUGGCACAGAACACAGGCAUGAUGGGAAUGGGAGCCUCCCAGAACCCGGGGACAAUGGCCACGGCAGCAGCCCAGUCCGAGAUAGGACUGGCCCCUUACAGCACCACGCCUACCAGCCAGCCUGGAAUGUACAGUAUGAGCACAGGAAUGACCCAAAUGUUGCAGCACCCAAACCAAAGUGGCAUGAGCAUCACACACAACCAAGCCCAGGGACCGAGGCAGCCCGCCUCUGGGCAAGGGGUUGGCAUGGUGAGUGGUUUCAGUCAGAGCAUGCUGGUGAACUCAGCCAUCACCCAGCAGCACCAGCAGAUGAAGGGGCCAGUCGGCCAGGCCUUGCCUAGGCCCCAAGCCCCUCCGAGGCUUCAGAGCAUUAUGGGAACAGUCCAGCAAGGAGCACAAAGCUGGCAACAGAGGAGCUUGCAGGGGAUGCCUGGGAGGACUAGUGGAGAAUUAGGACCAUUCAACAAUGGCGCCAGCUACCCACUUCAAGCUGGCCAGCCGAGACUGACCAAGCAACACUUCCCCCAGGGGCUGAGCCAGUCAGUCGUGGACGCUAACACAGGCGCGGUGAGAACACUCAACCCAGCCGCCAUGGGCCGGCAGAUGCUGCCAGCACUCCCGGGGCAGCAAGGCACCAGCCAGGCAAGGCCGAUGGUCCUGUCUGGCCUGAGCCAGGGUGUCCCUGGCAUGCCAGCAUUCAGCCAGCCCCCGGCACAGCCACAGAUGCCCAGUGGCAGCUUUGCUCCCGGCAGCCAGAGCCAAGCCUAUGAGCGGAACCCCCCUCAGGACAUGUCAUACAAUUACAGUGGCGAGGGAGCCGGGGCUUCCUUCCCUGGGCUCCCGGACAGCGCGGACCUCGUGGACUCCAUCAUCAAAGGCGGGCCAGGGGACGAGUGGAUGCAGGAGCUGGAUGAGUUGUUUGGUAACCCCUAGGCAAGAGGGGCCCCCAGGAGCCACAAGUCUAGUGGUUAAAGCUUAAAAAGUGAAAAAGAAACAGGAUGUUGGCCCAUCCUUGUUUUUUGUUUUUUUGACCCACGUAAACUGAGCAAAACUGCAGCUGGCUGACGGUGGAAGAUCCAGGUGCCAAUCCACAGUCCCACUGGGCCUCAUUUCACCUGAUUUUCACACAGCAACCGAGAUGAGACACCAUGCAGAUCCCUGCUGCGAGACGAAGCCACAGGAGGGGCCAGCAGGGAAGACGCAGCCAGCCAGAGCCCCUGCUCGGCACUCCCUGUGACGGCCUGGACCGGCCAGCGCUGCUCCAGCCAAGAGGGACUGUUGCCCAAGCGAGGUGUCCGGGAGCCCCUCCUGCCCCGAGUGCGGAGACUGCAGCUUUGGAGACACAACAGAGGCAGAGCCUCAGCCAGGGAGAGCCCCAUGGAGGCUGCUGGGUGGUGGCACAGGCCAAGUGCACAGGUCAGAAUGCACCGAACCCUGGGUGGAAAGAGGAGGAAGGCUUCAAGACAUGCUCCUGUAUUUGGAGGGUAGGCACAAAAAACAGCAAGAUAUUCACAAGGAGAUGACAAAGGGUCCUGCUGGGCCACCUGUCUCCUGCCACGUGGUGACCCCUGGGAACUGCGGAGGUGCUGCUGCUGGUGCCUGACAAGAAUAGCCAACUGAGUCUGGAGAAGGGGCAGUCCGGCAGUCCAGGGGGCUGGCUUCUGUGGGGGGCCAUGGUGGCAUCACUCCAGGUUGAGCUGGAGCCUCCUGGGGGCCCGGUGCAAUACCAGUGCUUGCAGGUAGUUCAUAUCUGCUUCGGGGGCCACAGGGUGGAGAGACCCCAGCCCGGCUGCCCUUGUCCUCCACCCCAGCCUGCCCUUGCUUCUCCUCACAGACAAUCCAAGGAGAAGGGACACUUUUGUCUUUCGGGAGCCCAGGCAGAGUCCAAAUAAAUGCAAGAAGAACUUAGGCAAUGCCUGAAAUGCAAAGGCGACACUGGCGUUUUCUUUCUCUCCAUGUGUGGAGUUGAAUGAGUAUCUCCGCCUGGAACUGAGAGGGCGUCAGUUCAUGGGAGCCGCAUCUGAUGCUUCUGGUGGCCCCAGGCAGGAGUGGUCUGGCGGUCGAUGGUUCCAGCUCCCUCCGGGAAAAUCCCAGGGGCGAUGCUCCAAAAUCAGCUUUGCCCAUCAUCCCUACUCAUCGAAAAGACAAACAUAAAACCAAGAUGGAAGAGCUAAAACGUCAGUUGCUCCACCUUACAAAUUUGGAUGAUCAAAGGUGGGGAGAUACAGUUCCUUUCCUAUGGGCAAAGUGAUCCACUUCAAAAGCUCUGUACAGUUGUUCUCUUUGUAAUUCACUCGCAUCUGCCCUAAGUGAAAUCUGUCGGAAGGAAUUGCCAGUGUCCACUGUAGCCAGGCUAGUCUCUGUGCUCCUUGCCUCCCCUCCCACUGCCCCUUCUUGGGAGCCAUAGGCAUAGAUGUUGUCCUAAGUAAGGGUGGCCUGUACUUUUCUCCUGUCCCCUCAACAGUGGCUCCCCGCUGUGCACUGGCACGUGCUCAUGCAGUAGCGCUGGAGCAUGUGAGGGCUGGACGGGUGCACUUGGAGAGUCCUGAGAAUGCCAGUUCCAGUGGAAGUCUGGGGCCAAGGGGCUUGGGGAGGAGGCAGGCAGGCAAACAAUGCCCUUGACUUGCUCUCCACAGACCCAGGGUUCUAGAUCGGGGCAGGAUGGGAGGCCAGGGGUGCCAGGAGGGUGAGCACCGAGGCAGGGGCUAUGUGCCCUCUCCAAACAGGUGGCAGCAGGGUGACCCGAAACUCCCUGAACUGGGGAGGGAUGCCACCAGGGAAACUCUGAAUGGAAACAGAUGAAAACCAAAAAAAAAAAAAGGAAACAGACAAGAAGACAGAGAAUAUACAAUACCUUUUCCCUGAAAGGUACAGGAAAUAAAUGCAUAAGCAAUGGUGAGAAACUGGAGGGGGCUGAUGGAGAGAGAGGCGGGGGCUCCAUUGUCUUUUAAAAGCUUCCUCCAAAUGCUCAGUACUGGGACCAACUAAUAGAGAGGUAGAUUUUAAUAAAGUUGUUUUGUUUCUGUUUUGUUUUUACUACGGUGCUGAUGUAUAUGUAAUGUCUAAAAAAAAAAAAGGUUAUUUGUACAUAAGUUUUUACAAUACUACAGAUAUCACUGGGUCUACUAUCUGUAAAAAAUAUACAUAUAAAUAUAUAUAUACUGUUUGUUUAAAAUAGAGUAUUUUUAUUUCAUUCCUUAACUCAUCAUCACAGCAGUGGUAUUGCACUUCAGAUGACAUCUAAUUACUAAUUUGUACCGUAUGGCCUAUGGCAACUUGCUCCAUUUUAUUCAGAUUUUUCUAGUUUUCUGUUUUUACCUUGUACAUUGAGCAUUGUUUAUUUCCUUUGAAGAAAUGUACAGAACUCUGAAAUGUAGAAAUGAAGUGAUGUUGACAUACCACUUUUAAAGAAAAAAAAAAAUAAAAGAUCAUUAUCUGAAUCAA